Molecule: messenger RNA, 1948 nt
Organism: Lactuca saligna
Lineage: Eukaryota; Viridiplantae; Streptophyta; Magnoliopsida; Asterales; Asteraceae
Source: the annotation of a GenBank genome assembly
CUAGCAUCUCAUGUAUAAGUCAAAUCUAGUCAUGGGAAGUAAAAAUCCUUUGGAAAUAAUAGAGUGGUCAAACCAUGAAAUCAUUCCCAAAGAAGACGAAGUUUUCUCCUUUCAACACCAAUUGCCUCCUCUUGAUUUUAGGUAUCCAGAAUCAGGAUGUAGUAAUUAUGAUCUUGAUCCUACUUAUUUGAUGGAUAUCAUUUCAAAGAAUCCAAUCUGUUCUUCCAUGGAAAUCCUACCAGAUCCUACGCUCUAUGAAAAUGGUUUCUUGGUUGGAAGAGAUGAUGUUUUAGGGUUUCCAGAUCAAGAAAUGUCCACCAUGAACUCGUUAAGCUUUCCAAAUCAAGAAAUACCAUUGAUGAACUCAUUAGGUUUUCCAAAUCAAGAAAUGCACAUAACGAACACAUUAGGGUUUUCUCAUCAAACUCAAACUCAACCAGCGAUCAUGGCGCCCAUGAACAUUGACGAUAAAGAGGAGACAAAGAUGGUAAGAUCUGGUUAUGAGAAACCGCAGAAAAAGCUUGAUCAGAAAGGUGAUAAUGGCAAUGGCAAUAAUGGUGGUUGUGAUUCUAAUUAUCCGUCCAGAAUGGCGUUAAGCAGGGAGACGAUUUCACAGUUCUUUUACAUGCCGAUAACACAAGCUGCAAAAGAACUUAAUGUCGGAUUAACGCUUUUGAAGAAACGGUGUAGGGAAUUGGGCAUUCGUCGUUGGCCUCAUCGCAAACUUAUGAGCCUUCAAACUCUAAUCAAUAAUGUUCAGGAAUUGGAGAAAUCAUCAGGGAAUGGAGUCGAAGAGAAGCUACAAGAAGCAAUCAUGCGACUGGAGAACGAAAGAAAGAAAAUGGAAGAAAUCCCGGAUUUACAACUUGAAGACAACACGAAAAGAUUAAGACAAGCUUGCUUUAAAGCGAAUUACAAGAAGAGGAAGACAAUUGGGAAUAAUUCUUCGACAUCAAUUACUAUUUACAGGCAGUCGCCAUCUUCGUGUUCUAGCACUUGUGUUGAUAAUGGCGGUUAUGAAGCCAUAGAAGGUGGUUAUGGUGGUGAUUUUGCAGAACAAGAAGAGAUGAAGUCGCUAUUAUAUACUGACCAGAGUUACAAUAUCAAACUUACGAUUUCAUCUGUCCAACACCAAUUCCACCUACUCGAUCCUUCUUUUAAGAUGGAAGACCAUCUAAUUUCGCGUGUUGAUCAGCUCAGUGACGCUGCUAAUCUGCCGACUGAUACAACGGAAUACGAGGCAUCCGUUGAGAAAGAGCCAUUGAUUCCGUCAACUGAAUGCCGCAUCUGCCAGGAGGAAGAUAGCAUCAAAAACCUAGAAGUUCCUUGCGCUUGCAGCGGCAGCCUCAAGUUUGCGCAUAGAAAAUGUGUUCAGCGAUGGUGCAAUGAAAAACGAGAUAUAAUCUGUGAAAUCUGUCAUCAGCCUUACAAAUCUGGUUAUUCUGCUCCUACACCUCAAUCACAAGACACCGUUAUUGAUAUCAGCGGAAGUUGGGCUAUUGCUGGGACACCUGUAGACAUGAAUGAUCCUCGAGCUUUGCCUAUGGCAGCUGAGAAUAAUUAUGAUGAAUACGAAGACAACAGUACCAGUGCAGCUUCUUUUUGUCGCUCAGCUGCUAUCAUAUUGAUGGGUCUUUUGCUGUUGAGGCAUGCUCUCACAAUCGGAUAUGGUGGUAGUGAUAAUGAUGAUGAUGAUGUUGAUGAUCCUUCUGCCUUUUUUGCUCUGUUCGUGCUUCGGGCAGCUGGGUUUCUUCUUCCUUGUUACAUAAUGAUUUGGGCAAUCAGUAUAUUGCAGCACCGUAGGCAAUCCCAGGAAAGGGAAGCACUGGCGGCAGCUGACGUGGCAUUCAUGAUUCAUUCAGGGCAACAUAGAGGGUUGCAAGUCACCAUUGCACCAGGACCUGCCAUGUCACCGACACCUGUCAUACCAGUGCCAAAUUACCCAUAG